Acanthoscelides obtectus is the source of this 1237-nucleotide messenger RNA. Lineage: Eukaryota; Metazoa; Arthropoda; Insecta; Coleoptera; Chrysomelidae. The record is from the annotation of a GenBank genome assembly.
UUUUUUGCUGUCAUUCUUGACGUAAUGAAAGACGUGUCCUUGACAGUUCGGAAACAAACAAAAUUGUAUUUAAAAUGUUCAUUUUAGCAGAGAUGAAAAAUGUUACUAGGAUUCCACCUGAACUUUUUCACCUAAAGCUGAACGAUGCCAUUGCUGGUGAACUAAACAAAAAAUUAGCAAACAAGGUUGUACUAAAUGUAGGCCUCUGUAUAGCCUUACAUGAUAUAGUGAAUCUACAAGAAUCAUAUAUAUUUCCUGGAGAUGGUGCUUCUCAUACAAGGGUGAUAUUUCGCUAUAUAGUAUUCAGACCAUUCAUAGAAGAGAUUCUUGUGGGGAAAAUCAGAAGUUGCAGCCAAGAAGGUGUACAUGUGACGCUAGGCUUUUUUGAUGACAUCCUUAUACCGCCAACAGCACUGCAGCACCCUUCUAGGUUCAAUGAAACUGAGCAGGCAUGGGUGUGGGAGUAUGAUACUGGAGAUGGAAGCAAGCAUGAUUUGUUCAUGGAUGCAGGGGAAACAAUUAGGUUUCGGGUGACAGCGGAAACCUUCCAUGAUACUUGCCCAGCAGGACCAACUUUGAAAGAAAAUCAGGAUAACCCAGAGAACAGAGUUUCUUAUAGCUUACAGAUAAUUUGACAAACACUCAAAAAGAGGCUCGUGUCGAUUGCUGCAAACAGAUGCUCGAAAAAUACAACGGCGGUGCUUCGAAAUACGUGUAUAAGAUUGUAACAGGUGAUGAAUCAUGGAUCUAUGAGUAUGAGCUGGAAAAGAAACAGCAGUAGUCUGUAUGGGUGCUUCAAGACAAGCCAAAUCCGACAAAGGUUCGUUGCGCACGAAGCACUUCGAGACAAAUGGUCGCCUGUUUUUUAGAAAAAAACUGGUCAUGUGGCAACAGUACCUUUAACCACCAAUCGCCAAAUCAUUCUUCAUCAAGACAAUGCGAGCUCUCACGUCUCUCGUGAAACAAUGGACUAUUUGAGCACUCAGAAUAUUGAUUUAAUGGUUCAUCCUCCAUACAGUCCCGACUUGGUACCCAGUGACGUCUUUUUGUUCCCGUACGAUGACAAUAAAUUAUGUGGACGACGAUUUUUGUCGGCAGAAGAAGCUAUUGAUGAGUUGAUAGUCUAUUUUGGAAAUAUCUCAAGCAGAGUGAAAAAUGUGUCAUGGAAAAUGGUUCGAACGCAUUAAAAAGUGCAGGAUCAUAAUGCAGAAUAUAUUGAAAAACAGUAAAGUGAUUU